Messenger RNA from Thecamonas trahens ATCC 50062, 1269 nucleotides. RefSeq names its product Zn-dependent dipeptidase. The coding region runs from base 1 to 1269 and encodes 422 amino acids. The record is from RefSeq and is a predicted model, not a curated record. Gene Ontology annotation, biological process: proteolysis. Gene Ontology annotation, molecular function: metallodipeptidase activity. NCBI's taxonomy places the organism in Eukaryota, Apusomonadida, Apusomonadidae. The transcript has 3 exons.
AUGGAGGUUGCCCUCACCAAGCCUCAUGGGAGUCCGUCAUCGGCACUUUUGCGUGAGGACGGGAGCGGGGCCGGCGGACAGGUGGCUAGCAGCCGGCUGACCCCAUGGCGACGGUGGCGUGGCCACAUCCUGGUAGGCCUCCUGGUCAUGGUCCUCCUCGCUGCAGGCACUGCGGGCAUUGCUGCUCUGGUCUCGGCGGCAAAGAACAAGAAGAAUGAUGCUGGUCAUGGUGCUGAUCCUGGGCCAGCUCCGGCUGAGCCGCUCGCUCGCGCCCGCUUUCUCAUGCGCCACACUCCGCUCCUCGACGCCCACAACGAUCUGCCGUGGGAGAUCCGCAACAAGGCCAAGCUCGACGUCAACGCUGUCGAUCUUACCGUCACCUCGCCGGCGUAUCAGACAGACAUUCCGCGCAUGCGGGAGGGCGAGCUUGGCGCUCAGCUGUGGUCCGUCUACACCGCCUGCGCCUCGCAGUACAAGGACGCUGUCCGCCAGACCCUCGAGGCCAUCGACACCGUCAACGCCCUUGCCCGCAAAUACCCGGAGACUCUGGCCAUGGCUAGCAACGCUGCAGAGGUCAGCUCGCUCUUUGCUCGCGGCCACAUCGCCUCGCUCAUGGGCAUGGAGGGCGGCCACCAGAUCGACUCGUCGGUCAUGGCCCUACGCCAGUUUCACGCCCUCGGCGUCCGCUACAUGACCCUCACUCACAACUGCAACGCAGGCGAUCCUGCCGCGCCGUGGGCCGGCUCGUGCUGCCCCAUCUCUGGGCCGACCAACGUCGGCCUCUCCGAGUUUGGCCGCAACGUCGUCGCCGAGAUGAACCGCAUGGGCAUGAUGGUCGACCUCUCCCAUACCUCAGUCGAGACCAUGUCGGACGCCCUAGAUGUCACUCGUGCUCCGCCCAUCUUCUCGCACUCGAACGCCCGCGCCCUCUGCGACGUGCCGCGCAACCGCCCCGAGGGCGGCGGCGUCGUCUGCGUCACCUUUGUCCCGGGCUUCCUCGUCCCCGGCGGCGUCAACGCCUCGCUCUCCAACGUCGUCGACCACAUCAUGUACAUCGGCAACCGCAUUGGCUACGACCAUGUCUGCAUUGGCUCCGACUUUGACGGCGUCGAGACUCUGCCGGCCGGCCUCGCCACCCCGGCAGACUACCCGGAUCUCUUCGCCGAGCUCAUCCGCCGCGGCGUCUCUGACGACAACAUCAACGCCAUCCUCUCGGGCAACCUUCUCCGCGUCCUUGCUGCCACCGAGCGCCGGCGUCGUACCAGCUGA